Molecule: messenger RNA, 723 nt
Organism: Cydia splendana
Lineage: Eukaryota; Metazoa; Arthropoda; Insecta; Lepidoptera; Tortricidae
Exons: 2
Coding region: 1-576 (191 amino acids)
Source: RefSeq, a predicted model, not a curated record
AUGUUGGACGCACUACAGAGCUUCGGCAGCCGCAACAGCAUCCUCAAAAUAUUGUUAUAUUGGACUCUUAGCCAAGAAGUGUCAUCCCUCAAAAGUGAACUCGCUAGUAGGGAUCAGUGGCAACGGCUCAACAAUGUAGAAAUUAAAGGGGUUCCACUUAAGAAGAAUGAGAACCUGUUCUUGAUCCUUGACAAUAUUUGCGGCGUUGUGGGAUUCCCAAUCGAUAAGAAUAGUAUCAAUUAUAUUUCAAGGGUCCCUGCUCAGAACUCAAAUGAGAAGUGUAUCAUUGUAGGAUUUAUAAAUAGAUACAUAAAAGAAGAAUUCUUGGCUUCAGCGCGACUUAAGAAGACCAUCACGGCUGAAGAAAUCGGAUUUCAGGGCAGUAAACAAAGGAUCUUCGCCAACGAUCACUUAACUCCUAUGUACAAGCAGCUGCUGACGAAGACGAAAAGUACUCUUAAGUCGAAAGGAUAUGCGUACAUAUGGGUCAAAUACGCGAAAAUUCACGUACGCAAGGAUGACUCUUCCAAAGUAUUUAUAAUUAAUAGUGAUAAUGAUUUAAACAAAUUAGUCUAAUCAAGGUCGUAAUGUACUUAGUUUUCUCAUUAUUGUUGUCUCGGUUAAUUUUAGUGGUGAACUUACUAUUUUUCAUAUUAAAAUUUUUAUACAUCACGCAAACUUUGAGUACCGUUGUCCGGCCUAAACCGGGCGGGAGUUGUUAUU